AUGUAUCGGCCCUGUCUGUUAACUUGGUACAUUGGCCUGCUCGCUGGAGCAGCAAUAGGCAACUUUUCAGCUGCAGUCCUCACUCGCUCUGCCAACACUAAUCCCCAUUAUGACAUCAUGGAUACAGAAACCGCUUUCCUUCAAGCUGUUUCAACGGACAUACAGACCGAGGACGCAACUACAGUUUGUUUGCCCACCAUGAAUAUACUGAGGGUGCUUAACCUUCGUGACCAGGCGUUGGAGGCCCUCGAACCGGAGACAGGAGGAGCAAGUGUAGGAGAAGAAGAAGAAGAUCGAGAAGAGCUUCCAAAGUCAAGAACAGCAGCUGACAUCGCAAAAGAACUAGCAGGUACCAAAGCGGAGACCUGUGAAUCGGGAGCUACGGCGAACGCAAACAAGCAUAUUGGGCUUGUGAUUCCUUUCGAAUACUCCACAACCUUUGACUGUGGAUCCCUGAUCCAGGACCAUUUUGCCGCAGGACUGAGCCAUAUGCAAGAAUCAAACUUCGAUCCGGCUACAGGCGCGUAUGACACUGGGAAAGCCCCAUUUGAUAACUUAUCGGCCAGCAAUGUUGCCAACAUCAUGUGGAGCAAAAGCACGAAGGCAUCUUGUGCCGUUACGAAAAACUGCCAGGCCGGUCACAACGUUCUGUAUUGCCGUCUCGUAGAGCCUAUUACAAAUGCAGACAAGCCGUUCACGACUGAACUGUAUGAGGCUCUCUUGCAGCGGCAGGCGGGUUCAUCGUCUAUUGCACUUACCAGCAUUGCCACGACAUUUUUCUGCGCCGCCUUGCUCUUGUUAAGUUAA
Messenger RNA from Eimeria tenella, 807 nucleotides. Its product is annotated as SAG family member. Lineage: Eukaryota; Apicomplexa; Conoidasida; Eucoccidiorida; Eimeriidae. Bases 1 to 807 code for a protein of 268 amino acids. The transcript has 5 exons. The record is from RefSeq and is a predicted model, not a curated record.